Molecule: messenger RNA, 225 nt
Organism: Strongylus vulgaris
Lineage: Eukaryota; Metazoa; Nematoda; Chromadorea; Rhabditida; Strongylidae
Source: the annotation of a GenBank genome assembly
AUGCCAUCAAGACCAGUGUCAGGUUGGACAGGAGGCAAUGGAUUUCGGACUAAACGGACACGUCAACGACUCGCCAUGGUGAUUGUCUCAUGCUCUGUUCCUACAACGCCAGGACAGAUUCCACGCCAAUCUUCACGCCCUUUUCGAAGUUGCAGGGCGCAUCAACUACCACGUCGUCCUGCAGGGAACAAGGUCCAGGAAGACGGACGUGAGGCAGCUGAGUGA